AUGGUACUCCUCCCAAACCGCUCUUCAAUCUCCCCUUGCAGCCGGAAUCGCACAUCAGUCUUCGUUCGGGCAGUUUAUUCUCACGCCUGGCUAUUCGGACGACUUGGGCAUUCCCUUGCUCGUCUAGGAUACCCUACUCCAACGCAAACUGAAGCAGCAGAGGGUGCCAAAACGGAAGCCGGUGCCGGCGCAGAGGCAGAGGAAGAGGCCGGUGCCGACGCAGAGGAAGAGGCCGGCGCCGGCGGCGGAGCAGCAGCCAGCGGCGGAGCAGCAGCCUGCGAUGCAACAGCAGCCGGCGGCGGAGCAGCAGCAGCCGGCGGCGGAGCAGUCGCCGGCGGCGGAGCAGCAGCCGGCGACGGAGCAGCAGCCGCCGGCGGAGCAGCAGCCGGCGGCGGAGCAGAAGCAGGCGGCGGAGAAGCAGCCGGUGGUGGAGCAGCAGCCUGCGGCGGAACAGCAGCCUGCAUCGGAGCAGCAACCGGCGGCGGAACAGCAGCCGGCGGCGGAACAGAAGCCGGCGGCGGAGCAGGAGCCGGCGGCGGAGCAGCAGCCGGCGGAGGAGCAGCAGCCGGCGGAGGGGGGGCAGCAGGCAUAGGUGCAGCAGUAGGGGACGGAGGGGCAGCAGCAGGGGACGGAGGGGCAGCAGCAGGGGACGGAGGAGCAGCAGGUUGCGACGGAAAAUAUGAGAAGGAGAUGGCGGCGGAGCUGGAGAGGCAGGAUCGGCUGCACGGUCUGAUUCCCGAAGGAGCGAGUCGGGGGCGACUUCUAAUCGAUCAUAACGAGCACGAUCUACGCGGAGUCGCACACCAAUCGUCAUUCGAGCAAUCGAUCUCCGCUCCUGGCGAAUCGGGCGACGCGCAAAUUCCCUUGCUCUUUGAAGACUCUACCCUUCCGCGCAAACUGCAGCAGCAGGGGCAGCAGAGUCCACGCUGA
Messenger RNA from Closterium sp. Yama58-4, 930 nucleotides. Lineage: Eukaryota; Viridiplantae; Streptophyta; Zygnematophyceae; Desmidiales; Closteriaceae. The record is from the annotation of a GenBank genome assembly.